Microthlaspi erraticum is the source of this 858-nucleotide messenger RNA. The record is from the annotation of a GenBank genome assembly. Lineage: Eukaryota; Viridiplantae; Streptophyta; Magnoliopsida; Brassicales; Brassicaceae.
AUGCGUGUGAUUGCGAGGCCCUCCGUUUCACAUGUUCUCUCUGUGGGGAAUUUUAUCAAACACGUUCCAUGCGCCAAAUCGCACCCAUUUCUUUCGAGGAGAUUUCACUCCAACACGCACACAAUUGUCGCCGAGAGCACGAUAACCUCAUGUUUCAAAAGUCUCACUUCCAGUCAACAAAACCAAAUCCAUCUCUACGUCGAUACCCUUCUCCAAUGGAACCAGAAAAUGAACCUCACAGCAACUAAAGAAGCUGGAGAAGUAAUGGAGAGGCAUAUCGAAGAUUCUCUUGCGAUAUUGCCUCCUAUAAAGACUUGUUACAACAACUUGCAUUCCAAUGUUUUGUUUGAUCGAAUCAAUUUGAUUGAUGUUGGAAGUGGGGCAGGCCUUCCUGGAUUGGUUCUAGCCAUUGCAUGCCCAGAUUGGAGAGUCACUCUACUUGAGUCCAUAAAUAAGCGUUGUGUUUUCUUGGAGCAUGUCGUUAAUGUCACUGGGCUUACGAAUGUUGAAAUCGUAAGGGGCAGAGCAGAGAGUUGUGGGCAUGAUGUUAUGUACAGAGAGAAGUUUGAUGUGGCUAUUGCAAGAGCUGUCGCGGAGAUGAGAGUCUUAGCUGAGUAUUGUCUUCCUCUGGUUCGGAUUGGUGGAUUGUUUGUAGCUCCUAAGGGUCAUGACCCUAAGGAGGAAGUUCAAAAUGCAGAAAAUGCAGUUCGAAUAUUGGGUGGUUCCAUAUUACAAAUUAGUCCAGUUGAUUCACAUAGCCCAUAUGGACAACGAACAACGGUUGUUUGUCGUAAAGACCAUUCCACUCCACAAAAGUAUCCUCGUGAAGCAGGUACUCCAUCUAAAUUACCAUUGUAA